Bacidia gigantensis is the source of this 981-nucleotide messenger RNA. RefSeq lists its product as uncharacterized. Bases 1 to 981 code for a protein of 326 amino acids. Lineage: Eukaryota; Fungi; Ascomycota; Lecanoromycetes; Lecanorales; Ramalinaceae. The record is from RefSeq and is a predicted model, not a curated record. The transcript has a single exon.
AUGAGCGAGGCAAUUCACAACCUCUUGAAUGAGCCAAAACAGAGCACUGUCUCUAUCUCAGGAGACUUCCCUCUCGACGAGAAUGUCUUAGAGGAAUUCCCCAGUGACACAAAGGUUCUAUCUGCUAACAGGUUUGGUACAUCAGCAUGGACAAUCACGGGGCGCAUCACUGUGGAACACUCGGACGGUGCUAACGCUCGAUACUUCCUGAAAUGCGCAGCUGAAGACCGAGGCCGUAUAAUGAUGGAAGGAGAAUACAAUGCUAUGUCAGAGCUCUACAAGACCAUGCCAAACUUCGUCCCGAAGCCAGUAGCUCAGGGUAAAUGUCGUCUUGGUAAUCCAGACACAUAUUACUUCCUCUCAGAAUUCAUUGACAUGAACGACCGCAUUCCUGAGCCAAAUCAAUUAUGUUCAAAAUUGGCUCAAUUGCACCGAGACAGUAUCUCACCUACCGGCAAAUUCGGUAUGCAAGUCACAACAUGCAACGGUCGUACGCCCCAAGCCGUAAAUUGGGAGAGCAGCUGGACGACGUUUUUCAUCAAUCUGCUGCGAUAUGUCGUAGACCUUGACUUCGAGGUCAACGGGUACUGGAAGGAGCUUGCCCAUCUUGAAGAGAAAAUAUUCACACGUAUCAUUCCAAGAUUGAUUGGCGCCCUGGAAAGCGAUGGGCGUAGCAUCAAACCCAGUUUGAUCCACGCUGAUCUAUGGGAAGGAAACACGGGCACUUCCUAUGAGACAGGAGACAUCUACAUCUUUGACUCUGGAGCCUUUUACGCCCAUAAUGAAAUGGAGAUCGGGGACUGGAGAUGCAAUUACAACAAGAUCCACAACAAAGUCUAUACAAGAACAUACCUGCGCUACUACGGACCGAGUGAACCAAAGGAAGAAUGGGACGAUAGAAAUCGCAUGUAUUCAAUAUACUACAACGUCAUAUAUUCCGUGAACCAUAUGGACCAGGGCAAGGCCGUACGACAAUCGUAA